Molecule: messenger RNA, 3388 nt
Organism: Micropterus dolomieu (smallmouth bass)
Lineage: Eukaryota; Metazoa; Chordata; Actinopteri; Centrarchiformes; Centrarchidae
Gene: cfap299
Product: cilia and flagella associated protein 299
Exons: 7
Coding region: 32-862 (276 amino acids)
Source: RefSeq, a predicted model, not a curated record
AGCAGCCUUUUACAACACAGACAGCGUGAAGAUGGAGUACAGCACACCCGCCCGUUUCCACGGCUCUAUAACACAGUUUAAAGUGUACGAAGACUAUCUAGACUCCAGAGUCACACCGAUGGAUUUAUUUUACUUAAAAAGCAGGGAGUUGGCCCGUAAGCUGGUAGAGCACGGCCACAAGGGCACGGUCCUGAGCAGGGAGGAAUUUGAGGAGAAGAAAGCAGCUGCACAGGCUGCAGAGGCCGCGAAGAGCAACACUUUCUACAACAGGAGCCGGCCAGUGACACUGGCAAGUGCAGGAAAAGAACUCAAAGAUUACUUCCUGAAAGCCCUGGCAGAGCGAGAGGAGGCCAACCGCAGUGGGAAAAUGACUUCGGUCAUUUUCAUAAGGGAUCAUAAUACCCUUGGACAGGAAGUAUCUGGCUAUAUAGACUACGCCCACAGACUCAAGACCCAAGAUUUUGAACCAUAUUUCAGCGGAAAGAAGAGACUCAUGCCAGGACGCUCGGAUUUAUGCCACAAAGAACACAGAGCAGUGACACCAGCGCCAGCUCCGGCCACCACCUCCCACCUCCAGCAAGGAAGGGUGGAUAGGUUCACGUACACAGUCUGCAAUGUCUUGAGCGGAAAAAAAGAGCACUACUACAAUUGGAAGACACAGGUGUCCACGUCCAACUCAAGCCCUAACUUUGAAGUGAUUUAUGACAACCCGAACGGCCUUCUCUUUAAGAACAAGAGGGACAAAAAGAUCCUAAAUGUGGACCCCUUGUCUGGUCCUGGUGAGGACUCCAACAGGACGUUCCUACAAUCGGACGUCUAUAUCCAUGUGGUCAUCUACGACCACAACAUCAGGACAGUCUAAGUUCCAGAGGCUGCUGCUGACACAUUUAUACAUAUGGCACAUAUUGAAGAUCACUGGAAGCCUCUAAUUUGACUGAGUUGCUGUAGUUGCACCAUCAUUUACAAACUGUUCCCCUUCAUAUCAUGCGUGCCAUCUGGGUGGAGGUGCUGCAGUGAAAAAAUCUCUAAACUGAGGAUUCCCAGAGGAUGAAGUGGAUGGACUUGUGUGACAACAUGGACAUUUCCUUGCAAAUAACCUGAGAAAAUAUAACUUUUUGUGACAUGAUACAGCUCAGUUUGUUUGGCAUUCCCCAAGCAGCAGUCUUAUUUAGGGACAGAAACCUGCUCAGGGACCCCGGGCCCUUGUCCCGUCGUUUGGCACGGCAUGUUUUAGGCUGUUUGUCUAAACAAAUUAAAGGCGUAAGAGCUUUGAAAGAUGAUGGGGGUUGCUUUUAUGUCUUUCCCCAGGCUGCGGUAGCUCCAAUUGGACUGGAAGAAUGGAUAAUGGGCUUAAAGCAUUCCGCAUGUUCCCAAAUGCAAGGCACACUUUACAGGACAUCAAAGUGCUCUAUCAUUUACAUAUUAGUCAUUCACUAUGACAUUUUUUAAUGGAAGACAACUCUACAAAUAACCUGCUGUAAGAAUUAUUUAGGAAGUUCCGAAGACUUUUAGCAACUUGCUCCCUUUUAAUUUCUGUAUUUAAUUUUAUUUAGCAUAUGUUAAUGAAACACAUGGUAAGGAUCAGUCUCACCACAAGAAACAUUAUCUACUAUGUCUAUAAGUUAACAAAUUACAGGGUCUUUGUUAUUUGUUCAUUAAUUUGUUGUCUAUAGACUCUGCAGACACACAGUUAAGUGGGGCCGACUUUUUCCAUUUAGUCACAAAGAUACAUCCUGCCUGCAAAUGUACAGUUGCAACCAUGGAGUACAAUAUCCACUUUUAUACAUACUGUACAUCAACGUUUGACUCAGCAAUGCACUUUUCCCCCCAUCCUUUUAAUUGCUCCCCAAAGUGCUGUUGAAUGAAAAUGUAAAAUAUAGGUAUUCAACGUGGAUGUACUUUAUAUCAACAAGAAUGUAGGUUUUUUGAGGACAUCAUAACAAAAUCUCAUUUGACUGGAAAAAGAAUUGUCUUUAAAAGAAUAAUUUGACAUUUUGUGACAAAUUUGAUUAUUUGCUUUCUGAGAGUUAGUUGAGAAGAGACCUCUCUCAUGUCUCUAUGGCAAAUACGAAACUACAGCCAGCAGCUGGUUAGCUUAGCUUAGCAUAAGGACUGGAAACAGCGAAACAGCUAGACUCUCCAAAGGUAACAAAAUCUGCCUAUCGACACCCCUGAAGCUCACUAAUUAUCAAUGUUAUAAACAAAAAAAGCUGUGUUUUACAGGGGUUUGUGCCAGACUAUUUCUUGGCUGGGAGCAGAGAGAGUGAGAGAGUGGAGUAUGUGUUUUUUACCUUUGGACAGAGCCAGGCUAGCUUUUUCCCUUUGCUUCCCGUGGAAUACAUUUUUUUCAUCUAACUCUUGGCAAGAAUGCAAAUCUGCAUUUCCCAACAUGUUGAACUAUUCCUAUAAACUGACAUAGUGGCCGUCAUACUUAACAUGCCCUUGUACUCAUUUCUCCUGUAUCCACUAGGCUGAAAUGUAUUUCUGAAAUGUACAAGGUUUAAACCAAGUAGGUGCUUUUACCAUGUACAUCUCAUGUCGUCAUCUACCCUGAGACCAGAGCAGACUUCCACUGCGUGCAUCUGACUGACUUGGGCCCUGCUGGCCUCAUUGAAACAAUACGUGUGGUGACAUGUUCUGGUUCUGUAAAAGCAGGGGUCUGGAGAGUGGAGUCGGGAGUUUUGGGUUUUCUUAGUCAGUGUAUUCCGGUUGGUUGGUUGUUUGUUCAUAAGAAGAUGUUUCUGUUUUGGAAUAAUGAUGAACAAAGUUUUUAAAAGUCUUAAGGAACAAUGUGAUUGACUGGGUUCUCUUUUAAGCUUUUCGUGUUAUAAUGGCUUUUAAAGAACUGGUUUGUCUUUGUUGUUUCAUUCAUUGUUUCAACAAAACCAACUGGACUAACAAGGAUGAGACAUACAUUCAAAUUUGUCAGAAGGACUGUGUUGGGAAUGUCAUUCCCUUUUUGACCUCUUUCUAAAAGGCCAGAUUUAACCUCGGGGUGAGGGCCUGUCGCAAUCGACGAACCGUCUACCUGACUAUCUCACUAUCUGCCCUGCUUGGUUUUGUUUUUGUGUUGCAAGAUCCUCAAACUGGCCGUCUGGCAAAUUAACAUUUCAACAUCACCUACAGCUGUUUAGGAUAACUGGCUGCAGCUCAUGCAUGUGUCCCUGAAAGUGGCAUCAGCCCACCAAUCAAAACAGCAGAUGUGCACAUGAAUGAAAAAUACACAAUUUAAUUGAGAUACAAACAAGCAUAACUCAUGAAAUUCACAGGCUACUUUCCAUGUGCCUUAGACCAAACCUCACAAAAACAAGUUGCUAGAACUCACCCCGACAGAUCAUGUGUCUGUCAAUGGUAAUGAUUUCACAAUAAAGUCUCAUUUAAAUGGUUA